CAGAUUUGCCAAAAACUUUGGUUUGCACAAACCCUAGAUUUACGCUCAGAAACCAUAGAAAUCAUUCUCCGAAAAACACCAUUUCGGUUUCAGAGCUCUCUGUAUACACCGCUUCGCAUUGAUCUGUGAGUGUUUUUGUGUUUUAUUUUUUGAUAGUGACUUCAAUUCCAUUGUGGGUUUCGAUUAGUUUGUAAUUGUGUUUAUGUAUAGUUGAUGUGUUUCAAAUUAUGGUGAUUUGUUUGUACCCAAUUGUGUUUGUUAUUGCCAGAAAAAAGAGAAUUUUUAUUGGGUUUUGAGUUUUAAGACUUAAUUGCAGUAGUUUUGUUGGUGGGUUGGUGUCAUUGGAUUAGUUUGAUGGAAACUUAGGAGUGCUUCUAUGUUUGGAGCUAAUUUGGUGAGCUGGGUCUGAAUUUGGAGUUGAAUUCAGGAUUGAGAAGAGGAAUUAUAUACAUUUGGGUGUGGAUGAGAGGUUAGGGGAGAUGAGAGAGGGAGUUGAGGGAUUGAGGGAAGAACAAUGACUACUGUGUUAUUGGGUCUUCGUAGUUCAGGAAGUUAUGGGUCAUUGCAACAACAGGUCCAAAACGGGUUGUUGGCAAUCCAAACAUCGCCGCCUCUUGCCUCUCGAAAGAAUUCCAAGAUGCUCAAAGAGAAGGAGAAUGUGUUUCAUUGGAUCUGCAAAUUUGCUGGCCGCAAGAAGGUUGGAAUGCUGCUCUUGUGUGUUGUUUCAGCUGCAGUUUUUGCAUGGGUACUGUAUGUUGGCAAAGGUGAAGAUGCACAAGAACGUGACCGUGUCCCAAGCAUUACACUUAAUAAGAGCAUUCCCUUGAGCUAUUCUAAAUCUUCGCCAAUACAUGGAGAGCACAAUAAUAAUAAUAAUAGCUUCUUUUCUUCUAUAAGGAAUAAUGUGGGAAGUAACGAAAGUAUAGCGCAGCCUCCUCUUCCUUCCCCUCUUUCUCCUCCACCUCCAUCUCCACUUCCUCUUUCUCAUCCUCCUCCUCCUGCAUAUUUUACCGGAUAUGCUCUUCCUUCAGGGAAUCCAUGUGAAAGUUUCACAUUGCCUCCUCCACCAGCGGAUAAGAAAAGGACAGGACCACGUCCAUGCCCUGUAUGCUACCUUCCGGUGCAAGAAGCCAUUGCCUUAAUGCCAAAUGCCUCUUCCUUUUCUCCUGUGGUCAAACAUUUAACAUAUAUUCAUGAAGAAAGUUUAACUAGAACUGAGUUUGGUGGCUCAAAAUUUGGUGGAUAUCCUUCUCUGAGGCAGAGGAGUGAUUCCUAUGAGAUAAGAGAGUCAAUGAAUGUGCAUUGUGGAUUUGUCAGAGGAAUUAAGCCUGGACGUCAGACUGGAUUUGAUAUUGAUAAUCCUGACCUCCUUGAGAUGGAGAAUUGUCAUGGGGUGGUUGUCGCAUCCGCAGUCUUUGGAGCCUAUGAUUUAAUACAACAGCCAAAGAAUAUUAGUGAAGCUGCCAGGAAUAAUGUUUGCUUCUUUAUGUUCGUGGAUGAAGACACAGAAGUAUUUCUGAGAAAUUCUAGUGAGCUCGAUAGCAGCAAGAAGCUUGGAUUGUGGAGAAUCGUUGUUGUCCGUAACCUUCCUUACACUGAUCCUAGACGCAAUGGAAAGGUUCCAAAGCUUCUACUGCAUAGGCUUUUCCCCAAUGUCCGCUACUCUCUUUGGAUUGAUGGAAAACUUGAACUUGUUGUGGAUCCAUAUCAAAUCCUCGAAAGGUUCUUGUGGAGAGAAAAUGCAAGUUUUGCGAUAUCUAGGCACUAUAGACGCUUUGAUGUAUUUGUAGAAGCCGAAGCUAAUAAAGCUGCUGGAAAGUAUGAUAACGCCUCCAUCGACUUCCAGGUUGAUUUUUACAAAAGGGAGGGUUUAACCCCGUAUUCUGAGUCUAAGUUUCCCAUUACAAGUGAUGUUCCUGAAGGAUGUGUGAUAAUAAAGGAGCAUGUCCCCAUCUCCAACCUCUUUACUUGUCUUUGGUUCAAUGAGGUCGACCGUUUUACUUCCAGAGAUCAGAUUAGUUUCUCUACAGUGAGGGACAAGAUCACAGCGAAGACAAAUUGGACUCUCAAUAUGUUUUUGGACUGUGAAAGGCGCAACUUUGUGGUUCAGGGGUACCACAGAGAUAUUCUAGAGCACUGGGCUCCUCCCCCUCCUGGUGGUACUAUUGCUGUUGUUCAUCCUCCACCAUCACCACCACCUAUUGGCAAAUCGACAAAUAAAACAUCAGCUGAGAUUUUUACACAAGGAAUUGAAAUCACUGCAAUUAGGAAGAUCCCAACAAAGCGUGGAAGAGAGAAGAAAUCCAGCUCAAAGCGUCACCGCAAGGUUGCUGCUGGUAGUAGGGACAGAAGUUCAAGCUAAAAAUUGUCUAGCCAAAUUUUUAAUUUUAUUUUCCUCCCCUGUUUGACAGGGCUGGGAAUAUGUGCAAGUUAAGUGUUGUAGUUGUGUUUCAACUCACUACAGAUUUUGGGAAUUCUCAAAUUUAUCCAUUUUUUGUUGUAUAUAUAAUCAAGUUCCAAAUAAUUGUUGUUAACAUGGGUUACUGUAUUUUCCUCAUAUGUGGUAGCCCAUUUUAAUGUUUUGAAGGAAUAUUGUAUUGGAUCUCAAUUAUUCUAUUGUUAUGUUCACCUACUGUCGUCAAUGGAAAUUUAUUUCUUUAUUUUA
This is a messenger RNA of Camellia sinensis, 2665 nucleotides long. The record is from RefSeq and is a predicted model, not a curated record. NCBI's taxonomy places the organism in Eukaryota, Viridiplantae, Streptophyta, Magnoliopsida, Ericales, Theaceae.